AUGUCUUACUUGACCAUAAUCUUUGUUUGUCUAGCAAUAUUAAGUCAAUGCCAAGCUGAUUUGAUAGGUGAUUUUUGCGCCAAAUCCAACAAUCCCUCUCUAUGCGUUCAAGUUUUAAGAUCCGACCCUCGGUCCAGUGGAGCAAAUGCUCGAGGACUGGCUGAGAUCGCGCUUGAAAAUGCAGUAUCGGCCACACAAGCCUCGAUAGACGUGGCCAAGUCAGUGUCCAAUCCCGGCAACAAAGGAAUAAUUGACACAUGCAUCGAAGUCUUCGGCGAUGCUGUGGACACAUUGAAUGAAUGCAAGCCGUUGAUACCGAAGCAAGAUAUGGGUAGCAUCGGUACACUACGAAUCAAAGGAUCGGCAGCUCUAACUGAUGUUAAUACAUGCAGCGAUGAAUUUGGAGCAAACGAGCCACCUCAAUUGACACAAGCCAGUGCUAGGGCCUAUACAUUCGUUCAGUUGCUUCUCAUUAUUGCUAAAACAUUGCAAUAG
This is a messenger RNA of Salvia splendens (bonfire salvia), 495 nucleotides long. Its product is annotated as pectinesterase inhibitor. Bases 1 to 495 code for a protein of 164 amino acids. Gene Ontology annotation, biological process: negative regulation of catalytic activity. Gene Ontology annotation, molecular function: pectinesterase inhibitor activity. Lineage: Eukaryota; Viridiplantae; Streptophyta; Magnoliopsida; Lamiales; Lamiaceae. The transcript has a single exon. The record is from RefSeq and is a predicted model, not a curated record.